Aspergillus campestris IBT 28561 is the source of this 3941-nucleotide messenger RNA. RefSeq names its product PT repeat family protein. The coding region runs from base 210 to 3581 and encodes 1123 amino acids. The record is from RefSeq and is a predicted model, not a curated record. The transcript is spliced from 2 exons. Lineage: Eukaryota; Fungi; Ascomycota; Eurotiomycetes; Eurotiales; Aspergillaceae.
GUUUGUUUGGUUCUUGAAUCUGACUCUAUUUUACUCAUCCUCUCCUCCCCUCAUCUUCCCUUCUUCUCCUUCAUCCUCAAUUCCUUCCCCUCUCCCCACGAUCCCUGCUGAGCCGGGAUCGCUGUAUAUUAUCAUAUAUCUAUCUUGACCGGUUUCGUCAUUAUAUUUCCUUUCUUUAUUUAACGACGUCACGAUCUGGUGCUUCCAUAAUGGCCACCGUUGAGGCAGUAUCUGCCCCCCUCGAUGCCCCCAUCGAAAACGGCCUCGCUUCCCCAACACAAUCAACCGGCCCCUCCGCAGCCGCCAAAAAGAAGAACAAGAACAAGAAGAAGAAGAAGAACAACAAGUCCGUCUCGGCGCCCGCUCCCGAUUCGACCGCCGAUGCCGAUAUCAAAGAGAAUGGUGCUGCCGUCUCGGGACUCCCGGAUGUUGCCGCUCCCGUGUCCGCUCCCGAGGCCGAGCUCGACGUGAAGGCGCCGGCGGUGCAGGAGCCUGAGGCUCCCGCUCCGGUUGAGGAGUCUCCUGUGGAGGAGUCUGCUCCGAUCGAGGAAUCCGCUCCCGUCAAGGCCCCGGCUGUUCAGCUGGAUGAACCCAUCGUCGAGUCCAAGCCCGCAUCUACUCCCGAGCAGCCUGUCGAGGCUCCCGUCGAGGCCCCGGUCGAAGAGUCCAAGCCUGAGGAACCCGCUGCUGAGCCGGUCGUCGCUCCGGUCGAAAAGACUCAAGAAUCCGAGAAAGACGCGGAGGUGACACCGGAGGAAGUUAAGGUCGAGGAAGCUCCUGUCGCUGAGGAAGUGAAGCCUGUGGAGGAGACCAAGCCGGAAGAAACUCCCGUCGCCGAAGAGGUUAAGCCUGUUGAAGAAAUCAAGGCUGAGGAGACCCCCGUCGCUGAAGAGGUCAAGCCUGUUGAAGAGACUAAGCCGGAAGAAACUCCGGUUGCUGAGGAGGUUCAGCCUGUGGAGGAGACCAAGGUUGAGGAAGUUCCCGUGGCCGAAGAGGUCAAGCCUGUUGAAGAGGCCAAGCCGGAAGAAACUCCGGUUGCGGAGGAAGUCAAGCCCGUGGAGGAGACCAAGGUUGAGGAAGCUCCCGUCGCCGAAGAGGUCAAGCCUGUCGAAGAAACCAAGGUUGAGGAAGCUCCCGUCGCCGAAGAGGUCAAGCCCGUUGAAGAGGCCAAGCCGGAAGAAACUCCGGUUGCGGAGGAAGUCAAGCCCGUGGAGGAGGCUAAACCGGAAGAAGCUCCCGUCGCUGAGGAGGUCAAGCCCGUUGAGGAGACCAAGGCUGAGGAAGCUCCGGUGGCUGAGGAAGUGAAGCCCGUGGAGGAAUCUAAGCCGGAGGAAGCUCCAGUUGCCGAAGAGGUUAAGUCCGUCGAGGAAACCAAGCCUGUUGAAGAGGCUCCGGUCCCCGAGGAAGUCAAGCCCGUGGAGGAAGCUAAGCCGGAAGAAGUUCCGGUUGCCGAAGAGGUCAAGCCUGUGGAGGAGGCUAAGCCUGAAGAAGUUCCCGUCGCUGAAGAGGUGAAGCCUGUGGAGGAAAUCAAGGAGGAAAUUCAAUCUGCCGAAGAAGUGAAGCCGGUGGAAGAGGCUAAGGCUGAAGAAGUCCCAGUUGCCAAGGAAGUGGCACCUGUGGAGGAAACCAAGGCGGCUGAAGAGGUUUCGGUUCCUGAAGAAGUCAAGCCUGUGGAGGAGACCAAGCCUGCUGAGGAAGUUCUGGUUGCCGAAGAGGUUAAGCCUGUAGAGGAAACCAAGCUGGAAGAGGUUCCCGCUGCCGAGGAGGUGAAGCCUGUUGAGGAAACCAAGUCUGAGGAAACUCAGGUUCCUGAGGAGGUGAAGCCUAUUGAGGAGACCAAGGCUGCUGAGGAAGUUCCCGUCGCCGAGGAGGUUAAACCUGUAGAGGAAACCAAGUCGGAGGAAGUUCCCGUUGCUGAAGAGGUGAAGCCUAUCGAGGAGGCCAAGCCUGCUGAAGAGGUUCCGGUUGCUGAGGAGGUCAAGCCCGUGGAGGAGACCAAGCCUGCUGAGGAGGUUCCGGUCGUUGAGGAGGCUAAGUCUGUGGAGGAGACCAAAACCGCCGAGGAAGUUCAGGUUCCUGAAGAGGUCAAGCCUAUCGAAGAAGCCAAGCCUGUUGAGGAGGUUCCCGUCGCCGAAGAGGUGAAGCCUGUCGAAGAAGCCAAGCUUGCCGAAGAGGUUCAGGUUCCUGAGGAAGUCAAGCCUGUCGAAGAGACCAAGGCCGCAGAGGAGGCUCUCGUCGCCGAGGAGGUUAAGCCGGUGGAGGAGACCAAGCCUGCUGAGGAAGUCCCCGUCGCUGAGGAGGUGCCUCCUGUCGAGGAAGCCAAGCCUAUCGAAGAGGCUCAGGUCGCCGAGGAGGUUAAGCCUGUGGAGGAAACUAAGCAUGCGGAAGAGAUCCACGUUCCUGAGGAGGUUAAGCCCGCCGAAGAGGCCAAGCCCGCCGAGGAAGUUCCCGUCGCUGAAGAGGUGAAGCCCAUCGAGGAAGCCAAGCCUGCUGAAGAGGUUCCGGUUGCUGAGGAGGUCAAGCCCGUGGAGGAGACCAAGCCUGCUGAGGAAGUUCUGGUUGCCGAAGAGGUUAAGCCUGUAGAGGAAGCCAAGCCUUCCGAAGAGGUUCAACCCGCCGAAGAAGUCAAGCCGGUGGAGGAGGUUGCCCCCGUGGAGGAAAGCAAACCUAUUGAGGUUCAGGUUCCUGAGGAGGUCAAGCCGGUUGAGGCUAAACCCGCUGAAGAGGUUCAGGUCGCCGAGGAAGUUAAGCCUGUUGAGGAGGUGACGCCGGAGGUUCAGCCCGCUGAGGUCAAGCCUGCUGAACCUGCUGUCGAACAAACUCCAGAGGAGCCCGCCGCGACCAAGGUUGAAGAACCCGUCGAGGAGCCUGCCAAGGAGGAGCCUCUUGUUGAGGAACCUGCUAAGGAACUUCCCGUUGAGGAGCCUACUGUCGAGGAGCCCGCUAAGGAACAGCCUCCCGUUGAGGAGCCCGUCAAGGAGGAGCCUACUGUCGAGGAGCCCGUCAAGGAGCCUGUUGUUGAAGAACCUGUCAAGGAUGAAGCCCCCGAGUCUGCCCCCAAAGACAUCGCCCCCGAAGUCGCUGCCGCCACUGGUGCCGCCGCGGUCGGUGUGGCAGCGGGUGCAGUCGCCGCUGCGGCUUCCGAGAAGCCAGAGACCACCGAAGACAAGCUUUCGGCCCCUGCCCAGCCCGCGGCCAAUGAACCGCCUACCCCCGAGCCCGAAGCCGACCCCGCUCUUGUGGCGCUGGCCGGGGACCGUGAAGCGCUCCUCCAACAGCUGGGCGCUCCGUCCUCCGAACGACUGCCCCCGGCUGCCGUCAAAGACGACCAAGCCGACAAGCCGCAGCAGCCCACCGUGGAGACCACGGCUGAGCCUUCCGACUCGACGAAACUGUCUCCUCCUGAGGCCACGGCCAAGAGCGGACAGACCUCUCGGGCGACCAGCCAGAACCGGUCCGUGGGUGCGGUGUCUCUCCACAACCAGCAGGGCGAAAGCUGGCUGAAGAGCUUCUUCCGCGUGGUGUUUGUGGACUUUUUCGGGGUGAUCUUCUCGCCCUUCCGCCGUCGUGGUAGGCAGUAAAUAGACUGGGGCAUGAGCCUGAGGUGAUGCAGCCUGGCUGAUCUGGUAUGUCGUCUACAUACAUACCCAUAUGAUCUGACCAGACUGCGAACCAACGCAAAACCAAAACAAAACCAAAACUGACAUUCAUUUGAUUUGGGCGUGUUUGUUUGAUUCCCCUGUAUUUGAUAUUGUCAUUUCUCUUCGUUUUCUUCUUUUCUUCCAUUACUGUUAUGCUCAGAUUGUGAAUAUGAUACUCCUGUUGAUUUUUCCAGCAUGUUCCUGCUUGGAGGCUACGGUCUGUCGUCUUGGAAGGAUAUGAUCUAUGGGUACUGCGAUGUAAUGAUUUACUGAUUAUGAUUGAUGAUAAUGAGAUUGGAG